AUGUUUCAAAAACAAGACGAUAUAGAAAAGACAAUCAAAAUCCUGGAGGAGCAGACCGCCAACAUUGAUGCCACUGACUGCCAAAAUGUAUGGUCAGAGUUAGAAAAGAAAAGACGGGAACUUGAAACCAUAAUCGAAUACCAGACAAAAGGAGCUAUUCUAAGAUCUAAAUUGCGAUGGUACAAUGAGGGCGAAAAAAACACCAAAUACUUUCUAAACUUAGAGAAGAGACACUGCAAACAAGGAACAAUUACCCAACUGAAAGUUAAUGACAAAGACUUAAUCCAAUCCGACAGGGAAAUCUUACACGAGUGCGAGACCUUUUAUAAAAAUCUCUACAGUUCAAGUUUUCUUUCCACCUACAAGAGAAGUAUUAAGUGA
Porites evermanni is the source of this 381-nucleotide messenger RNA. Lineage: Eukaryota; Metazoa; Cnidaria; Anthozoa; Scleractinia; Poritidae. The record is from the annotation of a GenBank genome assembly.